Linum tenue is the source of this 660-nucleotide messenger RNA. The record is from the annotation of a GenBank genome assembly. Lineage: Eukaryota; Viridiplantae; Streptophyta; Magnoliopsida; Malpighiales; Linaceae.
AUGUCGUCCAAUCAACGAUUCUUCCUCCUCAUUACUCUCCUCCCGUUCACCAUCCUCUCCUUCUUCUCCUCCACCUCUCUCGCCGUUGACUUCUGCGUCGCCGAUCUCAACGGCUACCAGACCCCUUCCGGCUACGUCUGCAAGAACCCGGCCAACGUCACAGCCGACGACUUCGUUUUCUCCGGCCUUAUCACCGGAGCAAACACCUCCAACAUCAACAAGGCCGCCGCCACCCCGGCCACCGUCCAGCAGUUCCCCGGCCUGAACGGGCUGAACCUGGCCGCCGCACGUGCCGACUUCGCUCCCGGCGGCGCCAUCCCGCUCCACACGCACCCGUACUCGUCGGAGAUGAUCUACGUGGUGGAGGGCUCCGUCACCGCCGGGUUCGUCUCCGGCAUAACGUCGAACAAGGUGUACGUCAAGAAACUGAAGAAGGGAGAGAUCAUGGUUUUCCCGCAAGGGCUGGUGCAUUUUCAGGCCAACACGGGGAGUGAAAACGCCGUCGUUUUCGCCACGUUUGGGAAUGCUGACCCGGGGGUUCAAAUGAUCAACGCUGCGUUGUUUGGGAACGACUUCUCGUCGUUUCUUGUGGAGAAGACUACUAAUAUUGAUCAGGCUGAAGUGAGGAAGUUGAAAAAACUUCUUGGUGGCUCUGGCUAA